Messenger RNA from Linum trigynum, 3365 nucleotides. NCBI's taxonomy places the organism in Eukaryota, Viridiplantae, Streptophyta, Magnoliopsida, Malpighiales, Linaceae. The record is from the annotation of a GenBank genome assembly.
AUCGCUACUACAAACUGCCCAAAAUAUUACUUAUAUAUAAGUAAUAGUGAACUUAGUGGUAGUUAUUCGGUGAAACAUAGCUAAUAAGAGCAUCUCCAUCGCAUAGUUUUUUCCAAUUGCAUCAUGACGUGGAUGGGAGCUUUGCAAUUGCAAACGCAAUUUCACUGAUGUGGGAAGUUAUUCAAUUUUGCAAGCUUUCAUAUUAUGAAAGCCUAAAUGCAAUGACACGUAGAUUAAUGGCAGAGUUUUUCUUGUUUUCUUUUUCUUAAUGUUAUUUAAAUAUCCGAAAAUAUAUUGGAGAAAAACCAUUAUUUAUUUUACAUGCAAUUGCAAAGAAAUAACAUUGAUGUAGCAACAAUAAAAUUUAAAUUAGUUGGAUUGCAAAAAUUAUGAGGUGUCAUAAAAAAAAUACAUAUACAAUUGACUUUGCAAUUACAUUGAUGUGGAUGCUCUUAGGAGAGAGAAACUACAAAUUGUAUUUUAAUUAAAUUAUUAUUUUAGAUUUUUUAAAAUACUAAAUAAGUCCUUCAUUACCAACCACCGUUAGAUUUAAUUUAAAAAAAAUGAAUAAUAAUUAGAGUAGUUAGCACGGUGUUAAUUCCUAAGAAGUAGCACUCUAGCUUCUCCCCACUCGAAAAUAUUAAUAAAAAAAAGCCUAUUUGACAAUGGAGAACAUGGUUGUCACGCCGGCCGGCGUGCCACCGGUUGUACCGGGUUCAACAGGUACCGAUCAUAAAACCGGCGUGACAUCAAUGGUAUGACCGACAUGAUCGAUAUACGAAUCUCUAAGUAAAAUAAUCUUAUUUUAGAGAAUUUAAUUGAUAAAAAUUAUUUUAUUAUUUAUUUUAUGAGUAUAAAAGUUAAAUAUUGAUGUUAUUUGUUGGAUUCAAAUAUAAAUGUUUAGGUAUUGACGUUAAAUGUCAUGUUUAAAUAUGAGUAUUUAUAAUUUUAUUUGUAAUAUUGACCGGCAUGAACCGGAACAAACCGGUAUAUGUCACCGGUUGAACCAUUCCACUUGCUAAACCGACACACUGGCAUAAACCGGUUUGACAAUCGAUGGAGAAUGACACUUUCUCAAGUGCCCAAAAUUCUUCCUUGGUAAUCAAGCCUGCUUUAACGGCCCAAAGAGUAUUUCCAGUCCAAUUGAAUUUCCGCAUCCAGGCUCAUUUGACAGGCCGUUUGAAUCCAUGGAUGCCUUUAUUCCCAUACAUUCCAAAACUGGAGGGACACCAGAGGAAUGCGGGUAUGCGACUUGGCCGUCUGCCAAUUCAGCGGAUUCGAAAUUCCCACUUCGCAGACGUUCAUGGCGCCAUUGCCAGCAACCAAAGAAGCAAUCUUUUCCAAAAACCCACAAACCUCUAAACCUAAAAAAGUGAUGAAGGGAAGAAGGAGAAAUGACCUUCCAGCCGCUGAAGUUGCAAGAGAAGAAGAGCAAAAAGGCGUGGCAGUAGCAGAUAUCGAAGACCUAUUCAGCGAAGGAGAAACCCAGGAAAUCAGGGAAUCAAUGCUGGAGUGGUACGAUUGUAAUCACAGGAAGCUUCCAUGGAGAAGGAAAGAGGCGGAAGAAAUUGUUGGGGAAGAAGAGAAGGAGAAGAGAGCUUAUGGGGUUUGGGUUUCUGAAGUGAUGCUGCAGCAGACUAGAGUUCAGACGGUGGUUGAUUACUAUAAUCGGUGGAUGGCUAAGUGGCCUACGGUUGAGCUUCUAGCUCAGGCUUCUCUCGAGGAGGUUAAUGAGAUGUGGGCGGGUCUCGGUUAUUAUAGGCGGGCACGGUUUCUACUGGAGGGAGCCAAGAUGAUUGUUGAUGAAGGAGAUGGAUUUCCCAGCACAGUUGCUUCCCUGAGGAAGGUUUCGGGGAUAGGAAACUACACUGCUGGUGCUAUUGCCUCUAUAGCAUUCAAUGAAGUUGUGCCUGUAGUUGAUGGCAAUGUGAUAAGGGUGCUUGCUAGGUUGAGAGCAAUUUCCGCAAAUCCCAAGGAUGCAGCAACGGUGAAGACCUUUUGGAAGCUAGCAGCUCAACUAGUGGAUGUUCAUCAUCCUGGAGACUUCAACCAGUCCCUCAUGGAACUUGGUGCAACUGUCUGCACCCCAUUGAACCCUACCUGUUCUUCCUGUCCUGUUUCUAGCCAUUGCAGAGCUCUUACAACCUCGAAGCAGGACAAUUCAAUCCUAGUAACAGAUUACCCCACCAAGGUCAUGAAGGCAAAACCAAGAAAUGAGUAUUCUGCUGUUUGUGUUGUGGAGAUAUUAGGCUACCAGGAAACAAGAAAGAAGGAAGUUUCUGGUAGUCAUUUUCUUCUUGUGAAGAGGCCAGAGGAAGGAUUGCUUGCUGGUCUCUGGGAGUUUCCAUCUGUAUUAAUGGACAAAGAAGCUGACUUGAUAAGAAGGAGAGAAGUCACGGAUCCAUUUCUGAAGAAAUCAUUUGGACUUGAUCCAAAAAGGAGUUAUAAGGUUAUUGAAAGGGAAGAUGUAGGAGAAUUUGUUCAUAUUUUCAGUCACAUUCGUCUGAAGGUUUACGUGGAGUUGUUAGUUAUACAGCUUACAGGUGAGAUGUCUGACAUACUUCCUGAGCAAAAGAAAGAAGUUUCCUGGAAGUGUGUGGAUAGUAAGGCUCUUUCAGGUUUGGGAUUGACAACUGGAGUGAAGAAGGUCUACUUGAUGGUUCAGAAGUUCAAGCAAAGUAAGAUCACCAUGAAUUCCCCAACAGAAAGGAAGUUGAAGAAGCCAAGAAAAUGACACCAAACUAGUGGUCCCUCUUACGUUUUGAGUACAAUUGCUAGUGGUCUUGGUCCAUGCUUUGUUGAGGGACGAUGAUAAAGCUUUACGUCCUUUAGAAGCAGUGUAUGUGAACUUGUGCAACUGCCCUUCAAGAAUAGUGAUGACCACAAGCAACACUGUUGUAGCAGAGGUCAGUAAACAAAGGUGACCAUGAAACUAUGUGACUCAUAGACAGCCAACUGAGCAUUUUGAUUCAAGCUUUCGAGUUCUCAGCCGAGGGGCUUGGGAGAGGCUUCAUUUCAUGCUCGACGAUUUGAAAUGUAUGUUCUCAGCAGUAGCAUUCAUUGCUGAUUCUCUUGGGGUUACUUUGUACUCUUCAGUACACCUUGUAAGUUUAUUUUGGGAGUUGAUGGCAAAUAUGGGUAGUUUUGAAGGGUAAUUUUUUAUAGCAUUGUAAUGAGAGUGAUAAUUGCUAUACCGAGUACGUAUCCUGUUGAAAUUUAUCCUUAAUCCACUGCCAUGUUGUGUUGUAAUGCAAGUAGAAGGUUUGGAGCCAAGUGGUGGUUUGCGAUACAAAGCAAAGGGACAAAGGUUGAGUGACCCUGAUGGGCAGCAUAUGGUGGACCACUGAAGGCUUUGAAAUUUUUAU